UGUGACAAACAUUCUGCUCUGUUCGCCCGGAACCUCGUUCAAACCCUAAAUAACUUGUUUUCCACCGGAAGAUCAUGCGCCUCGUGGAAAUAUUAGGUAAUUUUUUUUAUUUGUUUCCUGUUACGACUUAAAUUUUUAUUCCAUCAUACAUUGUGAUAAUUUUUAGCUAGAACUAUUUCGUGACAUGAGGUUUUAGAAUUUGACUUUCACACGAAUACAACUUAUGUACUUACUCAUGUAUUCACAACUGUACGCCUUCGUUUACGAGGGUAACCGGUCGUUUCGCCAACGGUAGUUUCGCAAACGUCUGUGCUCAAUUCGCAAACGUGUAGAAGUCAGUUCGCGAACGUUUAGAAGUCAGUUCGCAAACGUUUUAAACAUUACAUGUCAACCUGGGUGUAACUAUAUGAUUCAGAAUACUACAUAACUGACACGUUGUAUGCGUAAAUUGUUGGAUGUGAAAUCUCACCGCUUCUUUCUCGCUAAAGUAUAUUUCAUAGUCAAAUGGACAGUUUUUAUCCCGUGUCUUGGUAGUUAGUGGACCUUCCCUCAAAGAGCAAAGCUUCCUGAUAGAACAUAACAACAGUAAGUCCUGUUUCAUAUCGGUAGAUUGAUUUGCGGAUUACAGCUACUGUACAUGCAACACGCAAACGCUGUGAUAGAGCAAAAUCAACCACAAGACUGUAUGACUUAAGCUAGAGAGUUAGUUUGUAAGCUCAAACUUUGACAUCUCACAUCUACAAAGUGUGUGAACUGACUUCUUCCCAUAUAAAUGUUUAAAACGUUUGCAAACUGACUUCUAAACGUUUGCGAACUGACUUCUAAACGUUUGCGAACUGACUUCCACAAGUUUGUGAACUGACCAGAGACGUUGGCGAAACGGCCGUUGGCGAAACGAAUCGUUUGCGAAACGACCGACACUCGUCUACGAGAAUGAGUCGCCGUAUAGGUCUUGUUUAAUAUCAAAGAAAACGAUGUUGAUCAUUUCACGUGAGCUGCAGUUUCAGAUCUUCAUUAAUGAAAUUCAAAUUUUCUAGCUUUUCGAAUAUUCGAAAGGCUAGAAAAUUUGAAUUUAGAUAUCGAAAGCCAUCGUUCAUCGCAUGCAAAAUGAGAAAACAGAACAGCACCAUCUUAGUACACAGUUUAGGCUUGUGGCUUGCAUUUAAGAAAACAGGGAAUAAAAUUUUCGACAGAUCUUGUUUAAGUACACUAUAAUGGUUCAUUACAAUGCUUAGCAUGUGGAGUGUUCAGCUGAGAAUGCAAAUUUAAUUUGACACUCUCAGCAGCUAGUUCAUGUAUUUCAAGGUACAAUAUCCAGUGCUCUCAAGUACCCACUCAUUAUAAUAGUAAUGCUUUUUUAGUCCAUUUUCCUAUACUACUUUCACCUGAUUGAUUAAUUAUUCCUAAGUUGCUCUUAAUUUAACAAAUAGAUUCCAAGUUGCCCUGUGUCUGUUCAGUAACAGAUCACAGAUGACGUCAAAAUGUGGUAAGAACAAAAAAGUGGCACAUGAAGCGUAGCUGAGUGUGUCACUGAUUUUCUUACCACAUUUUGACAUCAGCUGUGAUCUAUUACUGAACAGACGCAUGGUAACUUAGAAUCUAUUUGUUUUAUAUAACAAAGAAUUAAAAAAAGUUUUAAUGAUGAUGUCAUCUAUAUGCCUGUCCUCCAAUAGAUCAUAGGUGAGAAUCAAUCAGAAGGUGUUCAUAACUGAGCUUAUUAUGUAAUAAUUUGUAGAAUGUCAGUGUUCCAUUAUGGUUCAACAGCUGAUGCUUUAAUGACACCUGUUGUAACACGUUACAUAAAAAAUCUUCCUAAGCACAGUGUUUUGGAAAUCAUUUACCUAUGUCACUUAAGACUGUUCUCAACUUUCAUUCUUGACAGCUCUACUAUGAAUGACUAAUUAUGCAAUUUCCUAUUAAAGUCAAAUCUGCAUUAGCAGUCACCCCCAGGGUAUGGCAUGGUGAUCACUUCCUGUAAGUUGACCAUUUAAUACAGGUUCUACAGAAUAGGGGUAUUGUAAAAAAACAUCACUUUAUGACACAUGUGACCAUUUGAUGUAUGAAACUUGCUCACAAAUACUACUGGCGUUGAUUUCUGGAGAUAAACAUGGACAAAAUAUACUGAAAAGCUUUUUCUUAGUUUUAUUUGAUUGGUUCUGGUUUAAGGGAACAUCCAGCCAAGCAGCUAGGACUCAGUUAAGGGUGAUUAUGAUUGCUUAAUAGAAGUGACUGUUUAACCCUUUAACUCCCAAGAUCUCAUUAGUAAUUCUCCUUGCUGUCUGGUCUGCUUUACAAUUCUUAUGAUGUCAAUUUGGAGAAUUUGAUAUUGGAUCAACUAAUAAUCCCCUGAUUUAUAUCUUAUUUCAUUCUGAUCACUUCUAUGCUUGAUGUUGUACAGAUGUAAGGGGAAAUUCUCUCUUAGUCACUCAUGGGAGGUAGAGAGUUAUUAGAGGUGAAAAUUGAGGUGUUUUAGGGAAAAGAAUUCUGGGACUUUGACUACCUACCACUUAAUAUUGGGUGACUGCUUAAUACAGUGCUGCUUUAUUCAGGUUCAACUGUAUGCAUAGUAUUUACAAGUAUAUGACUGAUAAGCCUGUUUAGUUUAUAACUCUUCUGUAUGACCAACUCCAUUUUAUAGCCUACUUUUGGGCAUAAACAAAAUAAUAAUUACGUUAUUUCCUUAUUUUGCAAAUAAAUUUUAUUGACCAUCUCAUUAUCAUGACUUAACUUUGUUGGGAACAAGAUGUAAUUUCCUUGGCAACAAGGGCUCUAUGAUCAGAGUUCUGAUGUUUGUUGGUUUUUUAUUUAAAAAAAAUUGAGAGUUAGGAGUGUCAGCUAUAUAUGCCCUUGUGUCCAUGCUACUUAGGCAGACUCUGUUAUCAAAUGAAUCCUCUUUAAAAUAAAUAACAAAUACUUAGUCUGGUAAAUGGGUAAAAAUGAAACAAAAACUUGAUUGCAUUUAAUGUGUUCAUACAGUGUAUGUUCUAUAUUGGUAGCCAAUCUAAUUGCAGAGUUGUUCUUUAGUUGCUGCUGAUUAAAAGUGCAUUUCUAUUUCAUACCUAUUCAGGUCUGUUUUUGUUAUCAUGGGCAGCAAUCAAGACUACAUUUGCACAAAAUACUAGUAAGUGACAUUAAUUAAAUUCAUUUGAUUGUUGCAUUUUCUAGUAAAGCUGUGAUGAAUAAGUGGAACUCUGGUAUCAGCACUAUAGGAUACAUAUCAGUCCAUGAAUAAAGGGGAUAAGUUUCUAAAGAAACUGUGGUGCUGGGUUGGUGGGAGAGUUUAACAUGGUAUCAUCUGAGUUGAUAACAUAAAUUGGCCAUGGUAAAGAGUUUGAAAGCUGACAUUUUGAGUGUUACCCAUUCCUCAAAUUGAAGGGCUAACACCCUGAUGGAGGGCUAAUGCUCAAAACGUCAAUUUUGAAACUCUUUAUGGUGUUCAAUUUAUGUUAUCAACCCCACUGAUAAGACUUAUUACCUUACAUAUCAGUCAGUGCCUGAGUAUCUUCAUAUUAAAAACAGAGAAUAAAUGAUAAGAAUAGUAACGAAUAUAAUUGAAUAUAAGAGAGUGUUUAAUUCAAGAUUUGUUUAUAGCUCACUGGUUCUGUAAGGAUGCCCUCUUCUUUACAUUCUAACCUCUUAUUAGAUGUAAGAGAAAUAAGAUAAAAACAGAAAUCUGCUAGUCUUUCUAGAGCAAAGGUUAGGAGCUCUAGACCUAUUUUAAUGACCAGCAACUGGUCUGCUGAGGCCUGAGUUUAUGUAGGUUUGUUAGUGCUAUUUUGAAACUUCUUUGGUUGUGCAGGAGGCAGUAGGUCUUUUGUGUUUAUUUGUCCAGGGUUGCCUGUUCUUUAAUUUCCAUUGCGACAGUAUGGUCAUAUUUACUGUUGUGUCUGUCGAAUGAAAAAUUAUUAUGAUAGAGUUUUUGUACUGCAUGUCCUGUUAGGUUUUUGAGUUUUUCAGUUUUGCCCCCAAGCUUCUUAAAGUCAUUUUGUGAUAUGGAUUGCAAGCAUUGAAUUUCAAAAGUAUUGGAGAUGUAUGCUUGAAGGGGGAAGGAAGAAACUGAUAUUAUUAAUUUUUUCUUCAAGGGAUGAUAUAGAAACUUGUUGGUAUGUAAAGGUACUGUAUGGGUCCCAUAUGCCUGAGUUGAAAAGACCUUAAAUGCACAAAAUCUCAAGUGAAUCUAAUUUAAAAGGACAAACACAUUAUAAAGAUAAAGUUCUUUACAGGAAAUUUGCAUGAUCUCUUCACAGCUGCAAGUCCCAACAACACAUGUUUGCCAGGGAACACUAACAACAACAACCUCAAAUUAAGUGGCCUUAAUGGAACGUUUGAGAGUCCAAGAGAUCCUUAUCACUUUCAAUAUUACCCAGAAAUGAGCUGUGAUUGGUUCAUUACUGUACCAGAAGGGAACAUUGUAAGACUCAGCUUUGAUCUAUUUGAUAUGGAUUAUGUGGCUGGUGGUUCGCCUUUAUGGUAUUGCUAUGGUGAUUAUGUAGAGGUACUUGAAGGGAACAGAAGUGACAGUAAGGGUAGUGGAAAGUUGUGUGGUCUGACAAAUCCAGGGAUAAUCCGCUCGAGAAGUCGGUACAUGCUGGUGCGAUUCAGAUCAGAUAUCUUCUCCUCCUCUUAUCACAAAGGGUUUAAGGCUACUUUCACUGCAGAGAAUAAACUCAGUAAGUCAACAAGUGUGCAACCGUGGAAAUUAAGCCAUUGUGGAUGAAGGAGGCCAGUUUUUUUUUUUUUUUUAUCAAGAUAAAAAUAUUGAGUCAAGAAUUUUUCUUCUCAAAGCACCUUAUUUUUUUCUUAAACGAGAUCUUUUUCUUAAGGGAAAAUUCCUUUUAUUUGCCCUACUUUCAUGCUGAUGUUCGGGUGGUUUUCUCCUCUCUUUAGAGAGAUUUCACCACCGUAGUGGAAGCCCUCAUUAGAGCCAAGUGAAGAAUUGAUGUCUGUUGAGUUUCAUAAGUCUGGUUCUUGUGAACUGAUUGACCGAUUUUGCCGUGGUCUUAUUGGCUGUAAGACUCAAAUUGCGUAAGGCUCAUAUGAUUGGUCAGUUUCGUUCUAUAAGUAAUAUUAGGUCGUUCUGUUGAGUUUGUUUGUGGUGUAGUCGUUGACAUUUGGCGAGUGAUUCUGUUCUAAGUUAGUGAACCAGCUUUCCAGAGACUUUCAUUCAUUGGGUUACAGCAUUGCACUCUGAAACGUCAGUUAGUAUUAUCAACAAUGGUCCCUCUCAGGACUUCUCUCGCCCAGAGUGUUACUCCUGGGUUCAAACCAUUCGUUGUAUUUGUACUUUUUAGUUUGUCCUUACUACGGUGAAGCACUUACUGCUUCUGUAUCAGAUGAGAAGACACUGACGAGUCCAGGCUAUCCACUUUUGGCUCCUGCCAGUUUGUUGCCAUGGAGGUGCAGAUGGAUACUUAAAGCACCAGAUGAUCUUUCCACUGGUGGAGCAUACGUAUUGAAAGUUACAUUUGAUUACUUCAAUCUGCAAAAAUAUUAUGAUAAACUCACUUUUCAUGAUGGUAUCAAUUCAACAUCAAAGCGUCUUGGAAAAUCAUAUACCGGAACGGUCCAUCCUGAUGUGAUUUAUUCCACAGGACGCUACAUGUUUGUUGAUUUUUCUGUGAAAGAAAAAUAUUCAUUGGAAGCAGGCAGUUUUAGUUUAAACUUUUCAGCCGUGGUCAGAGGUAACGUUAUUUGGGCAUUCUUGGGUUUACUCAGAAACUCAGUUGGCCUAAGGGGCUUAGGGAGGGGGGAGGGGUGAGGAGAUGGGAUUGUUUAAGUUUUCCUUUUGCAUAAGUUUGCGGAGUUUGUCUUUCCGGGGUUUGACUGUUGAAGCCUUACAGGUGUUGAAAAUGUACUGCAGGGAUUAGGGGGAAGUCUGAUGGCAUUAUUCAUAAAAUCAUGAUCAGUGAAAAGGGUCACUUUUCUAUGUCUUGUAUAUUUUGGUGAAGAAGAAAAAAUAUAUUAUAGAAGCAGUCAGCUCUUUAUCAAUUGUUUCUUGGAGGGGAGCACCACAGACCUCUAACAGAAUGAAGAAGGGUGAGGUUGAUAAAUAUCGACAAGGAUUCCAAAUGAAUGUCUGAGAUCGAGCUGCAACGUUGUUAUUGUUGCAUUCAUUUGCAGAGGAAGCCUUUGGAGUAUGCCAAUCGUCAGAAGGGAAUGUUGAGCGUAUUCGCCUCACUGGUUCCUCUGGUACCCUUUUCUCCCCAUUCUAUCCUACUCCUUAUCCGAAAAAUGUCACCUGUAUUUGGGUGAUUUCCGCUCCUGCUAACAAAAGAGUGGAGCUAACAUUUGAUAAAUUUGAUCUUAAUCGGGAGGACAACGUGCGAAUACUUGAUGGGCGUAAGUCGUCGAGUGAAGAGGUAGCUGUUUACCACGGAUACAACUUGUUUAGUAGUGAGUCAGCGGUGUAUUCGAGUGGGAGGUACAUGCGGAUAAAGUUUCAUUCUAGUCUGGCCUCUUGGUAUAGUACCGGAUUUAAAGCACAUUUUGAGACUGUGGAUCCGCGUAAGUACAUUAUGAUUUUAUUUAUCAACAGACCAAUGAUUUUUAAGACGUAAAGCUUUUUCGUUAGCUUGUUCAAUGUAUUUAUUUUGUUGUGAAAAAGUAAGAGCAAAGUUGGAUUUAUCGCUGAUCCUCGCUUGCCUGGUGCUUAGGUGCGCCUUCCACAUCAAUUUUGGGUUUAAAUAGGUAAGUUCAGAGUUAGCUAUCAUUGGAAAAUGAAAGGGAAAAGGCUUGAAGUACUACUGAUCAUGACAUCUCCAAGACUUUGUGUUCCUAAAGACUCUUUUGCUCGAAUUGCAAACUAGCACGGUAAGGUGUUAUGGAUAGUGACUAGAAAAAUACGUUUCUAGAAAUUUCUAGAAUGCCUAGUCACGCUUACAUGCAUAUAUGACCUUUUUUACUGUCAUACCAUGGAACUUUCGAGAACAAUAUAUUAGGUUAUGUAGUUAUGAUGUAAGACUUCCAAAACAGUUGUGUUUCAAGCUUUGGAAAUGUCCUAGAAUACCCUGUAAAUGUAUCUAAGGACUCAGUCGUUCAGUAGUAGUAGUAGUUGUUCUCGUUGGGAGUGCCUGACUGUCUGGAAAGCUAUACCGAGAGGGAGAGAGAGAGAGACUUAGAGGCAGCGGUGCGUGUGUGUCAGUGGUAAAAUAAGAUAUAGUCCAUAGUAUAUAGUCCAUAGUGGGCUCAAGUAAGUCUUUUGGAAGAUAAUUAUUGUACUGCCCACAGGAGUCCCUACUUAGUAAGAAUCAUUACACAUUGUUUAAUAAGGUAGCUGAGUUUGUAGGGGUAUAGAACCUUUCUUUCAGUUAAAUUUUAUAAUUUUAUAUAAAUUUUUUUUUAAGCUUGGUUGCUUCAAAGUUUUCUGGUAUACCUGAAUUUAGUCCAUCGCCCUGGACCAAGACUGCUUCCAGAGUAUCUUUGUAUUCCCUUUUUUACUUUGAAUUUAUCAAAUAUGUGUUAAUUAAUUUGAAUCGCUGACGACGCUGUACCACUUUAUCAAAAAAAUGAUAUUUCGUUAUCACCUUUGUGUCGCCAGUCGGGCCCUAGUAUUCAUAUGAGUAUGUUAAAGCUCAAAAGGGUUUAAACUCUGUAGAGAGCCUGUCAAACGAAUUACGGUUAGAUCGCACCAUGGUUAGAUCGCUCUUAGUUAGAUCACUCCACUCGAAAGUUAGAUCGCUCCACUCGAAAGUUAGAUCGCUCCAUCAAAUAACUUACUUCGCUCCCAACAUAAGUUACUUCGCUUCAUAUAGAAAACUAAGGUAAGGGUAGCAAAACUAAGCUAUCUAAAUUGAUAAUUCAUUAAAUGACGUGUAUAUCUUACUUAACAAUCGAUUAAUAUCGCUCGCGCGCGCUUGAAAUAAAUCCGAGCUACGCAGAAAGAACAAAUGAAGCUUCAUGUAACGGCCUCACGAAGUGUUACCACGAUCAUUUAUUCCAUCAUCGCUAUACAUCUAGCCACCUAUAUAUAUAUAGGUGGCUAAUCGGAAGGACAGAGUGAAUACAAUGUACUCGAAUCGUCGCAAGACACAUCAUCACCUAUGAACUUUAAAGAUCAUUGCUAAGUAAUACCUCACAUUACAACAUGGAGCUAAGUACCUAAUGUUGAUAGCGAAGUAACUUAUUUGAUGGAGCGAUCUAACUUUUUGUUGGAGCGAUCUAACCGGAUACCUGCCAAACACUUCCCUGAAAAAUGGUAGGUUAAAUUGUGUGAUGCAUCUUUCUUCCCAGCCGGAAGUUCCGAGCAGAGAUGUUUUCCGGGCAACAUUUACAACAACAACCUGAAAUUAUCUGGUUACAGUGGAACUCUUCAAAGCCCAGAGGGAGGAGAAGGGUAUCUCUCUCACUCCAGCUGUAAUUGGCUCAUAUCUGUACCAGAAGGGUAUUUUGUGAAACUCAGCUUUGACACCUUUCAAAUGCGUCAUGAUGGAGGAUGUGAUGCAGAUUAUGUAGAAGUUGUCGAUGGAAACUACAUCGACGGUAAGAGCGAAGGAAAAAUGUGCGGUUCCAAUACCCCCGAUAACAUCUCCUCUACCGGUCGUUACAUGAUGGUUCUUUUCAGGUCUGGUCCAAUCAGAUCAUCUUUCAGGGGAUUCAAAGCAACAUUUACAGCGCUUCAUGAACCAACAAGUAAGUGAAAGCAUUCCUAUUUCUUCGUUUUCGGGGAAGUCGGUGUCUCCCCUUAAACACCUUGCCACUCAUUGGUAACAUCCCUCAUUUCCAGUCAGCUAAAGAAAUUUUGUCUCAAGACAUUUUACAAUUGGGUCGUAGAGAAGGCAAUUUCAAGGCAAACAUGAAAAGCGUCCUUCAUCACGACUGAUUUGACAGGGUGUUGUUUGACAAUACCUCAGAGGUUAUCAGCACGAGUGAAACAGAUUGAAUAAAACAAAACUGUUAUGUACUUCCCCAUCAAAAUAAAGUAUUUUAUAUACGUACUUACUUUCUUUUUUACCGAGUGACUAACCGACUGACAGACGGACAGAUAAACAGACAUACAUAUACAUCCGACGUACUCGUGAAAGGGUUUGUCGAGGAGAAAAGAACGACCUAUCUGGGUACGACAGCAGGAUAGGCGUGGAUUGAGUUUCCUGAUUGCAAGACCAAAGUACAUUUAGUCACAAAAGCAAAUCAGAAACAACGUAAAAGUAAAAAUACUUUGUCAACGAUAUAUUCUUGUGUAAACGACCUCAAGCUUGGGCAUUGCUUUUGCAUCUGAUUGGUGUAGAUAAAGGUGCCAUAUUCCAUGACCAAUAGCAGGGCAUAAUGAGGGAACCGAUGAAAUUUGGGGAUAUUUUUGUGACCAUUGAAUUUGGUUGUGAUUUUUUAUGCUAUGUAACUUCUGAGUGAUAACUUAAAAGUCAGGUAGAGUGAGCGAUAACUGACACAAUUUCAACUGGUUUCGAACUUGUGAUGAUCUUCACGUAAGGCAUUCACAACUUGUUAAAUCAUGUUCUAAAAAUGGUGUCUCAUUUUGUUUAGCAUGGCUUUCCGAUGUCUUUUAGCCGCCAUCAUGCCAUAAACAUUUACAUUUUCUUGUCAGAUUUUGAUAAGCUCGGUGAAACAACCGCACCUGAAUCUCUCCGUAGCCAACUCCCCACUCCUUACCCCUUGGGAUCACCUCAAGGAAUUUCUUAAAGAUUGUUUUCCCUUAUUUGACUCCGUAGCGAAAACCAAAGCUGUAAAUUCCUACGAGUUGUGUUACCCGGAUAACGACCACAACGAGGAUUUGAAGUUGACCGGAUCAGAAGGGAUUCUAGAGAGUCCGUUGACUUAUUACCCACCGGGUUUAUUUUGUGAGUGGCUCAUCACUGUACCCGAGGGACAACGCGUUGAACUCAUAUUCGAGAGAUUUCAGUUGGAUCCUGGUUGCAGAGAUUAUGUAGAAGUUGAAGAUGGAUUGCCAUUUUCUGGCACAUAUUUGGGAAGAUACUGUGGAACUACAAUUCCCGAAAACGUUCGUUCAAGUCACCGUAAUCGUUAUAUGCGGGUUCAGUUCUACUCUGACCCGGAUUAUGCGGGUAGAAAACCACACAGAGGGUUCAAAGCCACCUUCAAGGCCGUAUCAAGUUCAGGUUGUCUACCUUUGUUUUAAAAAUUAGAGGUUGAAUUUUUUGUAGUACAUCCCAUGCACCAUCAACACGACUAUCUUUGCAAAGCCUCGUGGAAACGAUCCCUAGCUUCAGAUAACUCUGCUUGUUUGACUUUUGUCUCUCUCUUUCUCUUUAGAGUCUUCUACUUUGAUGACAGCCAUUAUUGUAACUUUAAUAGUGUUUGUUGCACUGAUUUCCCUUUUCGUUUGCUUGGCUAAACGAAGUAGAAAGCGGAACAGAGAGGCAGCGGAGAGAAUUGCAAUGGCUCCAGUAUCACGCCGUACUCGGUCUCAACCAGUUGACACCACAACCCCUCAAGUAAGUUACGCUCCAGUUUCAACAAACGCAGAUAUGCCACCCCCAGAUUACCCAUACCCAUUAGAAUCGCCACCACCCUACCCUGGUAAGGAACAGAUUCCACAGUUUCCACCUCCAGGACAGUCGUAUCCAUGGCAGCAAAGUACACCGGCUGAAGAAUCCGUUACCCAUGAGAAUUCGUGACGUUUCUUUGACGAUUUUAACCCUGUUUUGCGCUCGCCAGAUAAGUUGGAGCUUAAAAGUAAGAUUAAGAUUAAGAUUAAGCGUCAGCUGAGCAGAGAGGCUUACUAGGCCCAGUUUUAUAAAGGGCGGAUAAAGCUAUCCGACGGAUAAAUCGCCAUCCAGUGGAUAAGUGAUAGCAAAACGUACGGUGUCAUCCACCGGAUCGAGAUUUAUCCUGUGGAUAGCGUUAUCCGACCUUCGAACAGCCGGGGCCUGAUCUAUUUGGUCUAUUUCGCUUUCUCGGGAUUGCAUUUACUUCUUUCCGGUUCUUACCCACUUUUCCCGAGCCAAUACUUAAGGAAAAGUAAAAACAAGCACGCCAUAAUUUUACAUAUCGAAUCAUUAUCAUCAUUAUCAUUGUAACCGGUGUUUCAUACACCCGAUGGGGAAAGCACGAAAGACUGCUAUCUUAACCGUUGUCUAUCCCUUCGAUUUCUCCGUCAGUCCUGAUCGGCGAAUUAAAACCUCCAAUUGAGACAAUAGAGUUGGUUCGUCAGGUUAUAUCAUCUAAUUACAAAAGUAGUUGUAGAGACUUUGGUAAUUAUGAAUUAUAGAGAAAAAAUGCGAAACUUACCAAACGGAUGAAGAGAAAAUAGAUUCUAGUUGAGGUACAUAGUGCAUAGUGGUAUUACUUUCAAUCUGUUACAGAAGUAAAGAGAAACACAAGGGGCCGGUUAUUUACACGAGGUUUGACCCAAACCGCUGUUUUACGCAAUCAGAGGGCCUUACGUAAUCUCUAUAGGAGGGUUGUUUUAAGAAAUAGAUGCUCUUCAUUGUUACCUUUCGGCCCUCUCGACGCUGGUCACAAAUCGAAUGUUCAGAUAAAAGAUUCAGCUUAAUUCAAGAUAGUUUAGAACUCGGUUUUGUUAAACCUCAGCUAAACAUUGUUUAAAUAACCGGCCCGAAGAGUUGUAACCACCAGCUUCCUUCACUGUUUCCAAUGCAAAUAUUCGGGUAUAACGAGUUCCUUAGUAAGAAAAAGACAUAUUCUUGUUCAUACACAAUAAAAACUGGCGAUGAAUAGAAAGACGUUUCGACCUCUCCGUUUUCCUUUAUCAGGGUCUAUUAAAAUAUGACAAGUUAUUUUUAUGAAAAACUGUCGUGUAAAUAUAAUGGUAUUAAAAACGGAUGAGAAUACAAAAAGCAUUAAGGUGUGUUAAAAUUGAUUACAACUAAUCAAAAUAUUUAUAAGGUACAAGAAUAGUAAAAAAUAAUUUCCCGGUGCUUGAGCCACACUGUUUGUUUAGCGGUGGUUAAAAAGCAUUUCAAAAAUAAGACAGUCAAGUUUGUUAUCGCACUUUCUUAAAAUGUUAAAACUUCGCGUGAUGUUACCCGGUUCCAUGCCACGUCGUUUACUAUGCUG
Messenger RNA from Pocillopora meandrina, 11991 nucleotides. The record is from the annotation of a GenBank genome assembly. NCBI's taxonomy places the organism in Eukaryota, Metazoa, Cnidaria, Anthozoa, Scleractinia, Pocilloporidae.